AUGAAAACCAGCUUCGUGCUCAAGGGUAUUAGUGCCCUCUUGAGCAUCACUGGCGUCGCCGCAGCUCCUGCUACGAAUAGUAAAAAUAACGAUAAAGCUUGCUUAUCUGGCCCAAAGCCCAGGGUAUCCGUCAAACAGGUCUCCAACUUUUGCGAGACGACAUCCGGAGUCAAGUCGUACAGCGGAUACGUCACGCUUCCACCUAGUACAAACUAUCCCUUCGAGCAGAAUAUCUUCUUUUGGCUUUUUGAAUCACGGAGCCGGCCCAAGUCCGACCCCUUGACUGUCUGGAUCAACGGCGGGCCCGGCUCGCCCUCGACCGAUCAGGCUCUCGGUAGCAACGGCCCCUGCCGUGUGCAGCCCGACUCAAAGACGACGAAGCUCAACGCCGACUCAUGGAAUAAUAAGGCUAAUUUGCUGUACAUCGACCAGCCGGUACAGACGGGAUUCAGUUACAAUAACGUAACGCCCGGUCGCCUGGGUUUGAUCGGUGGAUUCGUAUACCCUGAAGGCACUUCGGUUCCUGAGUAUGAGACCGUUCUUUUCAAUGGCAGUUUCUCGACCCAGGACCCAAGCCAGACGCUGAACACCACGCAGAGUAUUGCGCGGGUUCUGUGGGACUUCAUGCAAGUCUGGCAGGGAGAGAAAAAACUGAAAGACUACGUCCGGCCUAGUAUCAACCUCUGGUCACAGUCAUACGGUGGUCACUACGUGCCUGCCAUUGCGACCUACUUUGAAGCGCAGUCUAAACUUGCGACGGCCGGCAAGCUGCCACCCAAUCCUCGUAUUUGCUCUCGCGCCAAGUCUAUCCGCAUCGCCACCGUCGGCAUUAUUGCCCCUUUCAUCGACAUCGUCGGUCAAUUUGCUGACCUAGAAUUCGCCUUGAAUAAUACCUAUGGCAUUGAGAUAUUCGAUCCAGCUACCGUGGACAACCUGGUCGAGCAGGCCGAGGCUCCUGGUGGCUGCUUCGAUCUGAUCGAUGACUGUCGCAACAUCACCAACAGGCUCGACCCCGAAGGCUGGGGGAACGCUCCCGAAGUCUACCCAGUCUGCAAUAAUGCCUUCUUCACGUGCUAUCAACUGAUCGAGAGCCGAUACGAGGCCACAGGCCGCGAUUCCUUCGACAUCACCCAGCCAGCAGCCGCCCAGUUCCCUCCCCCCUAUGCUUAUGGUUUCCUCAACCGCCAAAACACGCAGUCCCGCCUCGGCGUGCCCGUGAACUAUACCGCCUUCUCACCGAGCAUCCAAUAUCCCUUCUUCGCCACAGGCGACUUUCUCCUGUCGUUCGCGCCUCACGUCGAGCGCCUCCUCGCCGCCGACAUACCCGUCCACCUUAUCCACGGCGACCGUGACUGGCGCGCAAACUGGAUCGGCGGCGAGGCAGUAGCCCUCGCGCUCGCCCACCGCAACCGCGCCCGCUUUGCCGCCGCCGGCUACGCCCCGCUCUCCGUGCCCGGUGUGCCCGCCGGCAAGGCAGGCCACGUUCGUCAGGCCGGCCGUCUCAGCUUCUCCGUUGUCACCAACGCAGGGCACGAGAUCCCGUACUACCAACCCACGACCGCCUACACCAUCUACCAGCGUGCCAUCGAGGGCAGGGAUGUCGCGACUGGUAAGAAGGCUAUUGGCAACGGGGACAAGUACGCAACGAGCGGGCCAAAGGACAUUCGGGGCGCGCGCACGCCGCUACCCCCCAAGGCGCCCGUGUUCUGCUACACCGCCAGCACGCCCAUCGUGCGGGGCCAGUGUACAGAUGCGCAGAUUGCGGCGCUGGCGGACGGCACGGCCGUCGUGAAGGACUUUGUCGUCGUGCAGCCUGCGUGGAGCGGGUAG
Verticillium nonalfalfae is the source of this 1830-nucleotide messenger RNA. RefSeq lists its product as uncharacterized. The transcript has 4 exons. Gene Ontology annotation, biological process: proteolysis. Bases 1 to 1830 code for a protein of 609 amino acids. Lineage: Eukaryota; Fungi; Ascomycota; Sordariomycetes; Glomerellales; Plectosphaerellaceae. Gene Ontology annotation, cellular component: fungal-type vacuole. The record is from RefSeq and is a predicted model, not a curated record. Gene Ontology annotation, molecular function: serine-type carboxypeptidase activity.